This is a messenger RNA of Colletotrichum destructivum, 1548 nucleotides long. RefSeq names its product Putative auxiliary Activity family 9. The record is from RefSeq and is a predicted model, not a curated record. The coding region runs from base 211 to 1242 and encodes 343 amino acids. The transcript has a single exon. NCBI's taxonomy places the organism in Eukaryota, Fungi, Ascomycota, Sordariomycetes, Glomerellales, Glomerellaceae.
CUCCAACCAACAGGCUCUUUCCGCAGCUUUCCAUUCCCACACUCUUUUCCGCUUUUCAGCACUUUUUCUUUCAUUUGCACUAUUCACUCACUUCAUUGAUUGAAGUUGACAAUCUUUACGACUUGAAGUCAUCCACUCAUUCCACGAAACGAAACCAACCCGAACCACUCAAACUCAACCCCAAACUUUUGGAAAAGUCUAUCCGCAAAAAUGCCUUCCUUCAGGAACUCCGUUGUCCUUUCCGCCCUUGCUGGCGCCGCCUCCGUCAUGGCCCACGGCCACGUCAACUACUUCAACGACGGCGCCGAGAAGUUCGAGGGCUACGACGUCACCAAGCUCCCCUACCAGAACCCUGCCCCCGAUGUCUACGGCUGGGCUAACGGCGCCACCGACAACGGCUUCGUCGCCCCCUCCGCCUACACUGGUGCCGACAUCAUCUGCCACCGCGACUCCAAGAACGCUGCCUUGACCGCCAAGGUUGCCGCUGGUGACAAGCUCCAGAUCUUCUGGGACACCUGGCCCGAGUCCCACAAGGGCCCCGUCAUCGACUACCUCGCCUCGUGCGGUGACGACUGCUCCACCGUCGACAAGACCUCGCUCGAGUUCUUCAAGAUCCAGGAGGCUGGUCUCACCAGCGGCAGCUGGGCUUCCGACGAGCUCAUCGCCAAGAACUUCUCCUGGGAGGUCACCAUCCCCACCUCCCUGAAGCCCGGCAAGUACGUCUGGCGCCACGAGAUCAUUGCUCUCCACUCGGCUGGUCAGCAGGACGGCGCUCAGAACUACCCCCAGUGCCUCAACAUCGAGGUUACCGGCUCCGGCUCUGAGCUCCCCGCCGGUACCAAGGGUACUUCCCUCUACACCCCUACCGACGCCGGUAUCCUCGUCUCCAUCUACAACAACCUGGAGUCUUACGAGAUCCCCGGCCCCAAGCUCCCCGCUGCCUUCGGCGGCUCCGGCUCCGGCUCUGGUUCCGGCUCCGGCUCCGGCGCCGCCUCUUCCGCCGCCCCGGCUGCCACCUCCACGGCUGCUCCCGUUGCCUCUGCCCCUGCCGCCACCUCUGCUGCUGCCGUUGCCACCACCACUGCUGCCGCUGAGGCUGCCGCCACCUCCGCCCCUGCCUCUGCCCAGCAGCCCGCCCCUACUGGUGGUGCCACCGCGCCCACCUGCGAGGAGAAGCGCCGCCGCCGUCUGGCUCGCCGCAUGGCUCGCCAGCACGCCCGCGACGUUGUCCGCCGCGUCUAAAUCACGCGUCUCGACUGAACAGGACGACAUCUCGCUUCGAGUGAACCUAGUGCCACAUUUUGGGCAAUGGGGUAGCUCAAGAACCACCGCAGAGCACAUGAAGACAUGAUUGCUUCGCUUGGACUUUUUUCAAUUGUAUAUAUAACAACGACCUGUUGGUUUUCGUGUACAAUACCGGCGUGGACUUUGGAUCCAAAGACUUCUCUUUACUAGGUAGUUACGAACGGCCGUGCCGCAAGUAUACUAGAUGAAUGGAAAGGGCGGGCCAAAAAGGUCCUGCUGAUCACAUUAACGCACAUCUCCCCC